UAUGCCAAAUGCAAAACAAGAAAAAAGCUAACAAAAAAAAACAUAAUUAGCUACAGUUACGUCGACUUAAUUUCAUAACGAAAUAUUUAAGUUCUUUAUACAUUUCACAAAUUAAAAUUUAACGCAGUUUCUAAGCUAACUAACUUGAUGUGAAAAGAUUUGUUUUAGUUAACACAGAAUGUUUAAGCUGAUAUAUAUUGCUCUUCUAACGGUGCUGAUUUCAAGCCUAGAUGCACGCCCAGAGAGUAUCGACGACUUGGAAUCAUUGUUGAACAGCGCUGGUGAAUAUAAUAAAAUCGUGCCAACCGGAAAGGCGAGAUCAUUUUCUAUCAAACCAGAUGAAAAUGUUCUUAUCAAUUUGAAUUAUAAACCAGCAAAGUCAGGACGUCGCAAACCGGGACAUAAGAAAUCCAAAAGCCAAAGCCCACAAUACUACCUGAACUUUACGUUUCAGAACUAUAAGAAUCCAAAAGAAGACACAAAAAAGAAGCCAAACAAAAAUCAGCAUGGAUUUAAAAAAAAUCAGUUUACAGAUUUUCCUCUUAAGGGCGAAGAUCCUUAGGCAUUAACAGAUCAUCCUGAAUAUACAUAAAUCGUAAUUGAAAAAAAAUAAGAA
Molecule: messenger RNA, 616 nt
Organism: Drosophila arizonae
Lineage: Eukaryota; Metazoa; Arthropoda; Insecta; Diptera; Drosophilidae
Source: RefSeq, a predicted model, not a curated record